AUGAAAACGGCGACGGCCAGUCAAUGUAUAGAAAAGUUAGCAUAUACAGAUGAUAUUCCCCUUCUUGAAGAAGAUUUAGAUAUGAUAAAACGAUUAGGAAAUAAACAAAUUAAUAUGGCAGAUAAAAUGGGCCUAACCGUUAAUGAUGAAAAAGAAGAGUACCUAGUGGCUAGCCGAAGAAAUAGAAAUUGUGGACAAAAACAAUACAUUGAAAUAGGAGAACACAGUUUGAAAAGAGUGUCACAACUUAAAUAUCUGGAAUAA
Molecule: messenger RNA, 264 nt
Organism: Cinara cedri
Lineage: Eukaryota; Metazoa; Arthropoda; Insecta; Hemiptera; Aphididae
Source: the annotation of a GenBank genome assembly